GAAGAGACAAGGACUUGAAGGGUUGGCAUUCGAAGAGUCUAUUUAUUGGUAUUUGUUUGUAUACGUAAAUAAAUAAUACAUUGUAUUUCCCUUUGUGCCUUAUAUAUUUGGUCAUCUGGGACAUAAGAAUAGACAAGUAAAUUUUUCCCACAAAUUACUCCUGCGUUACAUGGUAUCAGAGCUGAGCGUGCAUGCCGUUGUUGCGUCAACGACCAUGUUGUGAGCCACCACAACGUCACCCUCUUUCCUUCUCUGCAGUUACUGCCAUCAUGACGGACAAGAAGGAUGAUCAUUUUGAUGACAAUGAUGCUAUCCGGAAGGAUGGUCGGGAGGUCGAAACAGCGGGCGAGGGACCGGAGGAGGAGGUUGCGGAAGUAGCCACGGUGGUGGUCGACUGGUCGUGCCUGCAGGAGCGCUUGUCAUGGACAGAACAGCAGUGGGCAGCGGUGCGUCAUGCCUUGUCUAUGUCUCCAAUAGGUUCAACACUUCAUGAAUUGCUGUCUGGGGCUGGUUCGGAUCUGAUCAGAGGCUGGUUUGGAUCUGGUCAGGGGUUGUUUGGUCGGUUUUGGGUGAACUUGGCGAUUAGGGUUUCUGAUUUUGGACCUGGUACUCGUUGGUUCGGGUUCUUUGAUUUAGGGUUUGUUUUCUUUUGGAGGUUGCUUGGUUUCGGGCCGUUAUUCCUUGGUAAUUUCUCUGGUUUUUUUUUCUCUCGUUUUGCAAUGGCCGAGGACGGGAGGGUUCGAAUCGAGAAGUUCAACGGUACUGAUUUUGCAUGGUGGAAAAUGCAAAUAGAGGCGUUGCUUGGUGAGUGUGAUUUAGACAUGGUACUGGAAGAGAAACCGGAUGGAAUGGAUAAGGCUGCUGAAGCAAUUUGGGACUCAAAGGACAAAAAGGCAAGAGGUAAAAUUACACUAGCUUUGACGAGGAGUGUGGCGUUUAAUAUCAUGAAGGAAACAACUGCUCGUGGUAUGUUAACAGCUCUGUCAAAUAUGUAUGAGAAACCGUCGGCCGGUAAUAGAGUGUUCUUGAUGAGGGAAUUGUUCAUGAUGAGAAUGAACGAGGGCAGCCCAGUUGCUGAUCACAUUAAUGAGGUCAAUUCGAUCUUGUCGAGGUUNGACAUGGUACUGGAAGAGAAACCGGAUGGAAUGGAUAAGGCUGCUGAAGCAAUUUGGGACUCAAAGGACAAAAAGGCAAGAGGUAAAAUUACACUAGCUUUGACGAGGAGUGUGGCGUUUAAUAUCAUGAAGGAAACAACUGCUCGUGGUAUGUUAACAGCUCUGUCAAAUAUGUAUGAGAAACCGUCGGCCGGUAAUAGAGUGUUCUUGAUGAGGGAAUUGUUCAUGAUGAGAAUGAACGAGGGCAGCCCAGUUGCUGAUCACAUUAAUGAGGUCAAUUCGAUCUUGUCGAGGUUAUCAUCAGUAGGCAUGAAGUUCGAUGAUGACACUCAGGCUGUGAUUCUGUUAUCUUCCUUGCAUGAUAGUUGGUCGGGAUUUGUGACACCUGUUAUUGAAACUGCUGGAACAGGAAACUUGAAGUUUGAUCGGAUACGGGAUAGUGUUUUGGGUGAAGACAUUCGCCGGAGGAACGCUAGUGGAGGAUCUACUUCUGGGUUACUCAGUGUUAGCAGGGGAAGAGGUAAUAACAGAAACAGUGAGAGUCGUGGGAAGAGCUCGUCUAAGGCUGGAAAGAAUGUGGUGUGUUGGGUCUGCAAAGAAGUUGGCCAUGUCAAGAGUCAAUGCCCAAACAAGAAAAACGAAAUUAGCGCAGUUGUUGGGAAUGCAUCUGAUGAUGAUAGUGAUGCAUUGAUACUCAGCAUAGAAAGCUAUGUUGACUCUUGGGUCAUGGAUUCUGGUGCUUCGUUUCACGCCAUGCACAGCGGUGAGGCGAUGGUGAAUCUCAAAAAGGGAGACUUUGGAAAGGUAAAGUUGGGUAACGGGAAAAUCCUUAAACUGACAGGCAUGGGAGAUAUUGAUCUAAAAACUUCAUUUGGAACUACUUGGAGCUUACAAAAUGUCAGGGUGAUUCCAAGACUGAAGACAAAGUUGAUCUUAGUCGGACAAUUGGAUGAACAGGGACUAGACGUCAAGUUUGGUGGUGGAAAAUGGAAGGUGAUCAAAGGAAAUUUGGUUAUUGCUCUAGGCUUGAAAAGAGGAUCGUUAUACAUUGAUAUAUAUCCGGGAGCAUGCCCGAAGACUCUCCGUAGCCCGCCAAGGGAAAGACAGAUCAGGGGAAUAAAGCCCAAGUGUGGUGACAUUAAUUGGGUUGAAACUUCUCCAUUUUCCUGUCUUAGAACCCAACCCAACACCAUGGUUGUCCUACACCCACCCUAGGCUGAGCCCACACUCUCCAUACCUUCCCUAAACAUCCAAAAUAUUUCCUUUUCAAAAUAAAGUUUUCCUACUCCUAUUUUAGGCCCUGGCCGAAAAUAAGAGUGUGUAAACCACAACCUUUGUUUGUUGUUAUUUUCUUUCUUUUAAACCUUUUAAUAAACAAAUAAAACCUUCUAUCCUUUUCUAUAAAUCCCAGGCCAAAUAUCUCUCAUUA
Molecule: messenger RNA, 2544 nt
Organism: Cuscuta campestris
Lineage: Eukaryota; Viridiplantae; Streptophyta; Magnoliopsida; Solanales; Convolvulaceae
Source: the annotation of a GenBank genome assembly